Messenger RNA from Daphnia magna, 26860 nucleotides. Its product is annotated as cysteine and histidine-rich protein 1. Gene Ontology annotation, cellular component: nucleus. NCBI's taxonomy places the organism in Eukaryota, Metazoa, Arthropoda, Branchiopoda, Diplostraca, Daphniidae. The coding region runs from base 73 to 939 and encodes 288 amino acids. The record is from RefSeq and is a predicted model, not a curated record. The transcript is spliced from 8 exons.
CCUCAGUCGACUCAACUACGUAUCUCACUAGAACACACUGGAAACAACAAAGAAACAAACACAAAUAGGGCGAUGUCCGACAUAAUUUUAGCUAGCUCGAGUGAUGUCAUCGAUUCCAGAGAUUCUAUCGAAACAGGAAGCGAGUCUUUUGAGCCAGUUUCUAAAAAACAGCGUAAAGAUGAAAGUAACAUUGAAAAAAACAAAAAUGUAGACGAAAGACUGGAAACUCGACUAGGGGGUAUUUUGUGCUGUUCCGUUUGCCUGGAUCUACCUUCCAGCGCAGUGUACCAGUGCUCUAAUGGUCAUUUAUCAUGUGUUGGCUGCUUUAACCAUUUGCUGGCAGAUGCUCGUAUGAGGGAUGAGACUGCAACUUGUCCCAAUUGCCGUACAGAAAUCAGCAAAACUUUGUCUUCCAGAAACUUAGCUGUGGAAAAAGCUGUUUCUGAGCUCCCAGCUCAGUGUCGCUUUUGUUCAAAUGAAUACUCCAGAAACACUGUUGAGAAACAUGAAAAGGAGCUUUGCGAGGAAAGGACCACUAUGUGUAAAUUCAGUCGUAUCGGUUGUCAAUGGCGAGGCCCUUUCCAUGAAGUCUCGGUUCACGAGUCUGUGUGUGUUCACCCACACAGAAGCGGUGGUGAACUAAUGGAGUUUCUUCUCAACAUGGAUGGAAACCAUCAGGAAGAGAAGAAACUCUAUGGAACUCUGUUUGAUUUACUCUCAUUCGAGAAAAUUGCAUUCAGUGAUGUUCAGCUGAAACCGUACCGAACUGAUGAGUUUAUUCAUAAGUUAUAUUAUGAAACCAGUCGCUUUUACGCCUUCAGUCAUCAGUGGGUUAUUAAAGCCCGCAUUAACGCCGACCAGAAGGACCCUACGCAAUCAUCGGAACGCGGAAUAAGUUACCAGAUUGAAACACGCCUCCGUGCGCACGGGCAUAAAUAAUAUAUGGGCACACGCGGUAUAUCUAAACAAUUUUCUUUUUGAUAAUUUAUUUUUUUCUUCUUCUUCUUCUUCUUCUUAUUUUUGGUAUUUAUUUGUGUAGAGUUCAUUCGCUUCUUUAUUUUUCUUGGCUUCUUGUUGUGAUUGUCGUGUUUCGAAGCGGUCGUGAUGUGCGUGAAGGUGCGUGACUGAGAUGCGUGCGACAGCCAGCAGAUCGCGCGCGCGAAGGACGACCCGAAAACUCGUUCUAAACAUCGUCGGGAAUUGUAUCUAUCCGUCUUUUGAAAUAGACGAUAAACAAAUAUAGUCCACCGUAAAUAGGAAACUAAAAAAAGAUGAUGGUAUUCACUAUGACAUUGCAAUUCGAUGGCGGCCUUCAACUGCAAAAUGGGAAGAAAAGAACACAACAAAAUAGUGAAUAAAUAAUUUAUUUUUUUCGUUCUUUCUUAGACGUUUUUUUUUUUUAAAUCCCGGUUAGUUAUUUGACAAUAUUUUCGGCGAUUCGGUCGACUUGUUUUUGUUUUUUUUGCUGCCAAAACUUCCAAUGUCGUUCAUUGUUGUUUUUCCCUUAUUUCGUCUCGGUCUUUCCCUCUUUUUUUUUUUUCAAUUGCAAGUUCCUUUCUCCAUCAUCUGUCGUUGACUCGUCAAAGUCUCGGAGACUUUGACUUCCAAAGAAGCAACGACCGCAAAGACACAAGUCACUGCGUUUUUUUCUUUCUCGCUUGUUAUACCGAAGCGCGUUCGAAAGUGUCGGCAACUCGACUAUGUCUUUUUAUUCUUAUCUCUCUAAGAUCCUUCUACAUCUUUAUCCGUUCAUCUGCGAUGCAUUACAAGCCUACGCUUGUCUUUCAAUUCCCCGAAAAUACAUUCACCUUUUUUUGUUGUUGCUGCUGUUGUUGUUGUUUCCUCCACAUUGUGAUAUCGUGUAUUUUGCCGCAUAAGGCCCCCGUAUCAAUCGUCUUAGAGGAUCUGGCAAUCCAGAGGUAUUAAGCGCGGCCAAUGAAUAGAAACUUCAGUUGUCUGCUUGUAUACGUGUGUCUAUGCCACUCUGGCUUGUCUUUUGACAUUUUCUAAACGUCAAGAACGCGCUCAACUGCAUCGCUUUUCCCCGUGUCGUGUGUCUCUAUGUAAUCUUUUUUGAAAUUUCGUCCGUGUCAACUUUGCCUCUCCCCAUCCGUGUUUCUGAUGGGAAAUAGCAGAUGGGAAGAAGAGCGAAACAAACAAGCUAUGAAGCAAAACUUUGGUAUUAUACAUAUACAUGUAUCAUGGUAAUAUUAAUAUGGGUCGGUAUCGUGAGAACGUAACGGAAUAAAAACAACUCGAAUCAUUUAAAAACCUUCUUUUCUUUUCUAUUGUACAGAAGAAAAAUGAAAAGCAGUUUGAUCAGAUUUUUAAGAACGUAUAAUUUGCUUUAAGUUAUUGUCGUAUUCUUAUACGUCUUUCGUCUGACCGCGAUCACGCGUGCUCUUGCCCGUCUAUCCCCCUUCGAAAAGGAAAGUCUCGUCGCUUACAAUGCCACGUAUCAAUAUUGAUUGUUGCACCGCUUCUCUAUUUUUUUCCAUUCCCUUCUAUCCCGUCUUACAUAAUACGACACGAACGAGGGCAACAAAAAAAAAAUAAAAGAGGAUGCGGGAAAAAAAUCCAUUGUGUCUCACGGAUUUGUUGUCGCCUAACGUUAAUGCCGGACAAGCAAUCACCCCCCCGCACAACAACAAAAAGACGUUGUUAAUGGCCCAAACAUCGUGAACGAGUUGCUCAAUAGAGAAAAAGGGGGAAACUCUUCUGCGUGUGUGUGUCCCAAUUGGCGCGGUAUAUAUCAAACGUGUACACUGUACAUGUUUAUGUGGCCAGUAUUUAUAUAUCCAGGCAUGAUGAUGCAUGGUGCAACCCAAAAACUUUUGAAUGAUCCGGUGACAUGAAAGGGCUGUACGUCCCCAUCGCCGUUCCAGCGUCUAGCGGCUCGGUCUGCAAUGGUAGAUGGAAUUACAUGUAUAGCCUUUAAAAGAAAGAAAGAAGAAAAUAUUUGUAAGCCUUGCUUGUCCUUCCUAAAUGCGACGGACAAGGACGUGCCGCUUGCCUGUGGUAGCAGCUGACAAACAUUGAGGCUGGCCACCAGAAUGAGGAGGACAAGAAAAAGAAACGAAGAAGAGAAAAGGGGGGAAGGAGGGGGAAUCGUGACAUGAUCUACCACUCUAUUCCAUUUUCCUUUUCUUGAAACGACUCCUGUUGGACUGCUGAUGGUCGCUUCUUUCUCAAUAUUUAUACACGUGACAUGGCCAUCGAUCCCAGCCAAUCUCGCAUUCCGUGUAGAAAAAGUUUGUAUUAUUUUUGUGGGGUUUUUUUUCUUCUUUUCUUUAUUCUUAUAGCUCAGCUGCGUGUGUGUCUUGAGAUUGAUUUGAUUCCCAACUCUUCCUAAUCGAUACAGUCAAUAACAACUGGCGACAACCAGGGGAACGGCUGAUGUGUUUCUUCUGGUUUUAUUCACUUUGCAUUAAAUACGAUUCGUUCGGAGAGAGAGGGUCAUCUGCUAUUCUUGAUGCAACGCAAUAUCGGCAACUGUCUAGAGUGGACGUUAAGCUCAUCGUGCAUGCAGGUGCGCUCCGUCCGCACCGUAAGAGAGCAGUAUCCCUUUUGCAACCUGUUAUUCUCCUACGUUUUAAUGAGGCUCUACCUGGUGUUAGUCAUUCUAUACAGAGAAGUUGACGUGAGACAUGCUGUGUUAUUCAGCUGGCAAUUAGACAUUGUUGAAAAACGAAUGAAACGGAGUUUAAAAAAUGAAUCAACUAAUUUGCGGAACUACCUUCACCUGGGUAUGAUUUGGUACAGGUUUACAGUGUUACGUAAACGUGCUGGCUAUCAAUGGCCGUACAUAGGUGUUUGUUUAUUUAAUGGUGCCACCAAUUCGGAAGAGGCGACUCAAGCAAUAGGAGACGGAUGGUAAUCGGGAGUCUGGAAAAGAAAAGUUUAUGGAACACAAUGGGAAUAAGAGGACUGGUUAAUGUACCGAUUUAAAUAAAGUACAAUAACAUAAAAAUAGAUGAUGGAGAAAAAAACAAAUGGCAGAGGGGUAAAAAAAAAAAAGAUUUAAAAGAUAAAAAGGUGAAAAAAAAAGAAAAUGAAUUAGAAAGAAAAAAAAAGGUAAUUUUUCAAAUUGCUGUAACUUGCCAUAUCUCCGGCUAUGAGCUCAGAACAAUCUCUUUUGUUUUGUUUUUUUAGUUAUUAUAAUGAUUUUCUUUUUUCUCUCUCUUUUUUUAUUUUCUCUCUCUCUCUCUUAUUUUGAUUUCCCUUUCCAAAACUCACAAACACAAAUAUUAUUUUCUAAACCCCCCACCCCCCCCACAUUUUUUUUUCUACCAACAUAGUUUCUUGGCCCAGUCCCAUAUGAACAGGUGAUUAUAACUGAAAUGAGAAGUGGGAAGCACAUCCACGGGGCGUACUGUUUUUUUUUUUUUUUUUUUCAUUUUCGAAACUUUUUCUUUUGUAGACCUUUUUUUUUACUCUUUCUUGUAUAUGUUUGUAUAUGUGUUGGAACGUCCGCCCGGGUUCUUGUGUGUAUGUCUGUCUAAGCGUUAAUUCAUUGUAAUUUAUGAGUGAAAAAAGAAAGAAGGAGAGAGGCCAUGAUGAGCAGAAGGUUAUACUACCCACACAGAGAACGUGAUUGGUGUCGGGAGUCGUAAUCAGAAACAUAUAGAACCUGUAGCUGUCUGCCUUUUUCACUCUGUGUUCCUCCCUCUUAACGGCGUCGAAACCCGAUGAUGUUUGUGAUUUUCACUCUCCAAAAUUAUAGAGUUUCGUAGAAAUCCUGCACGAAAAAAAAGAAUGAGACCAGUGCAGCAGAUCCCUCUCGUCAGCUCCCGACAUAAUCCAGCGCGUUGCACUAUCAUGCCUAUGCCGAGUUCUCCAUGUUUUGCUCUCCAAAAAAAAAAAGAUGAAACGUUAUUUUAAAAAUGUAGUUAAAUAGACACGCAACUGCGAUCUGUUUCGGUCGGUAUGUCGAUGGACGGAAGAGGGGAAAACAACAACACGACUCGGAGUUUGUGCAGGAAGCGGAAAGGGUGUGUUCUUAAUGCGUGUGUGGAUAUAUGCACAACCCAACAAACAUUUUUUUUUUUCGAAAUGGUUUGAGGGUAACAUAAAAAAAAAAAGAACAUGUCGGAUUUUUCUCCAUCGUAGGUAUAAUAUGUGUCUACAUCAUCAAAGCUAUACGUAAAAUAAUAGUCUAGCUCUAUCUCGUCACUUGUGCGUGAUAUUUUUCUGCAGCGCUUCUAGCAUGAUACCGGUACGCCUACUCUCGUUACACACACACACAGAGAACAACAGUAACACAUAAAUAAUAAUAUCCGCUUUGAUGAAGCGCAUAACACUGUCUGGGACAUUUUUGCUAUGUGCCACAUGUGAACUGGGAUAUUAAUCUCUUCAUGGAUAUUGAGAAAAUUAAGAUGGGCAAGGGUAAUAUAAGGAAAAUAUGCAAAGAGUCAUUAUUUGGUGACUAUAAUAUGAGCUAUUGGUUUUUUUAUAGUAGUUGUAGAGAAUUUGGGGGUUUUUAUUUGAGUUUUGUGAUGUGACGUUCAAACCAGACUUUUCACUCAGCUCUCAAUUUAUGGAUAUUAGACAUUGUAUUGUUUUUUAAAAAUUCCUUUUUUCGAUAUGGAGUUAUAACAUAAUGAUGGCUACUUCGUACCAGCCAUUUUCUUUAAAAUUUUUAAUUGUUUUUCUUUUGUUUGUUUCCAUUGUAUUCUAAGCCGUCCAGUUUUUGUUUCCUUUCUUCAGCAACAUCAAUGAAUAAAGUCGUUAUGAUUGCAAACGAUUGUUUUCCCAAGUCUUUCUCGUCCGCUUCCUUGGCCCUACUAUUAUUAUUAAGUAAUAAAUAUAAUAAUGGAUUUAAAAAUAUACAUACAGUGGUGACCAUAAAAAGAGAUAGGGUUGAUGCAGUGUGAAUAACAAUCGAGCGGUAUACUUUUUUUCCUUUUUUAAAAUUCAGAAAAUAUGGGCUGAUUCUUCGUUGACAACACACACGAAAACAAUAAUUUAUAAGAUAAUAGUAUAGUAAAAAAAAAAUAAAAAAAUGAUUCUCUUUCAUGGCUGUUUUGUUUCCUUUUUUAUCAUUCUCGUGCAGAGAAGCGUAACAACACCAAGCCGUGCUGUCUUUAUUGUUCUGUUAUGAUAUCACACUGGCAUCGUCGCUUGUAUUAGCAUAUCGAAUGUAGAUAUUUUAGCCCGGUGGUGUGGUCAGAUGUUUUUCAUUUUAUUUAUGUUUUCUUUCCCUCCCUUUCAUUUUUUUUUGUUUUUGUUUUUUUUUUCGUCGUGUUGUCUCCGUGAGGUGGACAUCCGCUUGCCGUCUGCUGCAACUCAUUCACACUAUUAUACACAACAACAACGUCACAAGGCUCAAUCGUGUGUUUCUUUUUAAAAAUACAACAAUAACCACCGUUGGUUAUCAUCUUUCUCAUUCUCCAUCCGCCCGCGUCUCCGGUAUCUAUUGUUAGCGACAUCCAUUCGUGAAUCUUUGUUCCCGAAAAACGUUUCAAUAUUUUAUCAUUCAGCUUAAACUUUUCCCUUUCUUUCUCUCAUUUUUUAAAAAAACACCCGCUAGAUUCAUCAUUCUAUUAUUUUGUCCGCUUCCACCAAGAAUCGGAGGGACCGUUUCCCAUUUAUAGUUUUCAAAAGGUAGAGAUGUGAUAGAUAUGAAAAGAGACAUUGUGUUUUAUUGUUGAUUGUAAUCGCAUUGAAUUUGUUACAAGGCUAAUAGUGCCACACAAUUCUUUUUGCUGGUUGCUGUUUUUUUUUUUCUUUUCUUUUAAAUGCGAAUAAAAGUGAAACGGUUGACCCGUUUACACAUGUGUAUAAACCGUAUAGAACUUAUUUUCCGUUAAAUUAUAGUAUAUCCAUUUGACCUGUUGUCGUGAUUGCGAAACACUUCAUCGGACUAUGUUAUUACGAUCAUUUUCACAUUUUCUCUUUCAACUCCAAAUUGGGGAGAAGUAAGUGUCUGUUCGUGUUUGUUUUCUGGAUGGGAGGAGUCCGAAUUCGUGUCUUGUACAAGAAAAAUGGUUGUUAAUAUUUCAGGGUUAAACAUAUGCAGAGGUGAACCCAUUUUACAUUUGACAAUCUCCUGUUUGAAAUUUUCAUUCCCGUCGCAGAUGUUUCCUUAUUAUUCGAUUCAUUACGGCCAAUCACCCUCAGCUUUAGGUUUCACGGUUUUAAUGUGGUGAACAACAUCCCUUUCUUCGUCCAUCACAAAGAUUGAAGAAUAGAAAGAAGAGGCGGAGUUGAAUAGGGGGAGAGAUUGACAGCCGGGCAUAUACAACUUGAUAAUAAUAAUGAUAGAGAAAGUACAGAGGGAAAAAGGUGAGUAGUUAUAAGGUGGUUAGAGGCGCACCCCCCUGGAAAAACUGUUUUGUAUACAUCCGCAUGCCAUGAGUCUCGUACAAUAUCGAUGUUAGACCUCCUCUUUUGAGCUUCCAGCUUUUAUCCAACGAAUGUGUACGUGUAUACCAAGCUGCUUUAUGUUUGCUUCCCUUUCUUCUUGGCCAUUUACUAACACUCGUUUUCUUGUAUGUCCAUCAUAUGCUAAUACCCCACAGGCUCUGGACGUGUCCCUAUGUGGGGGCAUUUGUAGAAGAUGAAGAGGCCACAUCUCGUCUUUCACUAAAACUCGAGUUAAGACAGACCUAUACAGUCACAAAUGUUAGGCAUGUUUUAAUCCUUCUAUCCUGAUGAAACCACCCCGAAACACGUCACGCAACGUAGACUUGUUUAGACUUGCCGGAAAUAGUCGGCACAGUAUAUAAGACAAGACUCUCGAGACUUAUAGGAAGUAAAGAAACGCUACUUUAAUUUGUUUGGCGUGGAUGUCAGGGAAUUAUAUGAAAGAGAAAAUGACUUUAGACAAUACAGUUGUGGAGGAGAGAGGGUGACCUGUGUUCACCUGGUUGUACAGCCCUAUCAUUAUCGCAUUGAAGCAGUAGAGGAAUGAACGAUGGAUGGUCUGCUGUGUAUCCUAUCCCAACACAUCCAACGAACAAAACAAAAAAUGAGAUUACAUAGAGAGGGUUAUUGGAUAUUUAUUUAUAUAAUUUUAUUAAUAUUUUUUGAGGCAGGAAAAACUUCAAGAGGGGAACGGUGUAAAGAAGAAAAAUCGUGGAAAUCUGAUUACAAUGUUUGACGCCCAACUGUGUGCAUUCCCUGAUGAUUCAUCCAUCUCUUUUAUUUAUUAUAUUCUUACAUUUUUUCUUGUUUUGUUUUUUUUCGUUUCGCUCUUUUUUUUUACUAGGGCUGAACGAUCUUCUUGACUCGGCCACUUUGGGUAUUAACUUUAUUUGAGUUGUAACAAUAAGAAGCGAAAGGCUCUGCUGCCGAGAAAUGAUAAAUAAUGUACAGUAGGCAUUUAAUAUUGAAGGAGGAUGUAGAAGGGCAUAGAUUAGAUUCUUGGAAUAGUUCCUCCACCUCAUUUCUUAUUAUCUCAAUCCAUCUUGCGGAACAGUCGAUGAAAAAUUACGAAACCAGGCAAACCAGAAAUGCGGGGGGAAAUAAUAAUAAAAAAACCCGACUAUGAAAUCAAAUCAAAGAAUUACCUCGGGAAAAAAAAAGAGAUGAUGACGCGUCGCCAAGGUUUUGGGUGAAAUCAAAUAAUAACAAAUAACGAAAAAAAAAAAUAAUAAAUUCGGACAGCAGUUGAGAGCGGAUAUCCGACAAAUGGCCUUGCUGUCACCAUGGAUCCAUAGCGGUUCGCUCGUCGUGAAGUGUUUCAGCUGGAAAGUUUUGACUUCCCUUUAUUAUGUUGUGUGCAUGUACACAACAUUCAGACAGUCUAUUCGCUUCUUCUUCUUUUUUUUUUCCACGAAUAGUAGGUUGUCUGGUUGCGUUUUAAUUUAUUUGAUCGCGCUCCUUUCUUUCUUUUUUUAUGAUUAGAUUUCUGCGUUUGUGUCGUAUUGUUGUUGAUGGAUUCCACGGUCGUCAAUUUGGAGACGAAAAGACGACCAUGUCGUUGGCCUUCUUUUAUUUUUUCCCUCACAGGAUUGACGUCUGACUUUCUUGUGUCUCGUUACCAAACGACAGACAGUUAUGCACGACUACACGUCAUGCUGCUUGUAUUGCUGGAACUCUGUUCUCCUUUUCUCUCUCUUCUCUCUCCACAAGAACGGUGAAAUAAAGUAAGAAAGGACGUUCACGUUCACGCUAAUUUGAAAGGGAAAAAAUAAAAAUGUUUUUCCUCGAGGCGAAGAGCAAUGUCAGACACACAAACAAUACAGGCUCUGAUUUCACUGCAGUGACCCACACACAAACAGUUCUGAUGUAACGGCAGUCCAAUCAGACUGUCGCGCUUCUUACUUUCAUUGCGAUUCAGUUUGAUGUUAUUCAAACUGUACAGGUGUUGCUGGGAUCCAACCGAACUUUGUUAGCAGUUGCAUAAAUAAACACGUCUAAGUUAUUCCGCUUUUUUUCCAUUUUCAAAUGUUUUUUUUUUCUCUUUUUGGCCUUUAUUCAAGUGGCCGGCGAGAAAAAUAUGUCGUCCCUAUCGAGACUUAAAUCAGCCUCGUUGAGUAUAAAUAUAUUUAUACAAACAUAUACGAAAUACAGCGCGUGUGUUGUUAUAUAGGUGUGUGUGUUGGUGGUGGUGGGCAGCCCGUUCCAUCGUAUUUCACGUUGUCUUACCGAGUCUCCCUUUUUCCCCCCUCUGCGGUUUUCACGAUUUGAGCGUGGCCUUUUUUUUUUCUUUUUCUUUUUCAGGCUUUAAUAUAUGAGACGUGUAAACACCCGCCUCUCUCUCUCUCUCUUUUUUUUUUCUCUUUCUUUCUUCAACCCCCCCGGAUAAUGUCCCUGUUUUCGAUGUACUCCGUGCGGGAGGGGAAAAAAAAACUGGCCAACCAUUGCGGAUAAUGUCUACGCACGCAGGCCAGUUUCAUAUAUUUUAUCAAGUCCUCCACACACGAAAAAAAAAAAAAAAAAGCUAUGGAAUAUGUGUAUUCAUAGACGACGACAACGACGGGGGGUGUGUAUAGAGAGAAGGAAAAAGAUGGCGUUAGUUAUAUAUACACAGAGGACAGGAAAGAGUUCUUUUCUUUUUUCCCAAUUCUUUCGGCGUUAUGGAACAAGCCAAAAUAGAUGGAAAUAUCAGGAGAGAGAAGGAGGGUGCUAGUGGACAUAAAUAGUGUCCACGUCUGCGGUCCCUUCAUACAUACAUUAACGUUUUUCCUUUUUUCGUUACUUGGACGACGCGCCCACAUCGCGUCGUGCGCGCUGCACGGCCGUCUUUAUGAUGCUAAUGUCGACUGAUUGUUAUCCCGUCGACUUAUUGUGCCCUACUCGCCCGUUACGUCGUCAUAUAUAUUUUGUGUGUUUAUUUAUUUUUUUCUUUCACCUUUUCCCUUCACGCGUCCCUCGACAUAACGCAACCGAAAAGCCUUGAAUAUUCACGAAGAGAAAUCGAAUUAUUUCACAUCCUUUUUUGAUAUAACAUAGGCGGUUACGUCAAGCCAACGAAGAGCUGCAUAACCAAUGCUACGUGAAAGAUAAAGAGGCCUUUUUGAGAAGUAAACAGAAAAUAAAAUUUAAAAAAAACAACAAAUGAAUUAUGUUUAUUCAUUUGUUGUUUAAUUUCAUCUGUUUCUACGUGCUUUUGGCAAACGUAUUAGUGGCAACAUAACGCGUAGCAGUAGCCAAAUAUCAUUUUACCUUUAAAAAAAAAAGAUAAUCGAUGAAAUUCUUCUUCAUUCGUGGAACGCGUCUGUUCGUGAAAGCCUCUUGAGGUUAUAGUGACGAUGACGUCUAUUAAUCAGUAACCAACGACGUGAAUAAACGGCCUGUGCGCUAUUCCAUUUUUCAAACUAUUUGAUGGGCAGAAAAGAAAAAGCUGGAUCGAGGUCAAAUCUCUUUUCAAACUGUCAACGCGUUUCUUUGUAUUUUGUCGUCGUUGAUGGCCAACCCUUUUUUUUCUUUUUACGUUUACAAACCCCCUUUUUUUUUUGGGGGUGGGGGACUCAAAAGCUGAAGCUUUCGAGAGGAUCCGGUUGAGACUUGGUGGAGCCUUUGGAAAAAAAUUGAAAAAUAAAAAAAGGACCUGAAAAGAGAUGCUACGCGAUCAGCAGAUGUUCGUUCAUCGUUGAAAACAUGGUGCUCCCGCGUGAACUAUCCCAGCAUAACAGUGUUGGUUUCAAUCGUUGGUCACGGCCUCUUUUAGAUUCGAUGUGUUUGUAUCUAAGAAAUGAGUUGAGUCUGUAAAUGAAUUCGACAAAUGAAUGAUUGAAAAAUGAUUGGUUUAGCAACGGGGCGAAAGCCACUGAUGCGCAUUGACACGACUGUUUUCCUUUUUCUAGUUGUUCCAUCGCAUUUGAGUUCCUCCUCGUUUGCUCAUUUUGCUCCGUUCUUCUGUCGUGGAGACCCCCCACCCCCGUUGGCGGUUGUUCCACCUCCGUUGUGUUUUUAUCUCGAUGGUCUUGUUAUUGUUCUUCUCUCUCUCUGCGAGGGGUUUUUAAUUGUGAUCCAUUUCUUUCUUUUUCUCGUUCACGUUCGUUAUGGCUCCUGCUGGCCGUCCUUUUUAUUUGGGUUCUUUUCUCUUCUAUUACACACCGAGGAGGGUAGACGAGUCCAAUAUAAGAAAGGACCACAGAGAAAUAACUAAAAAAAAAAGUGAGGGGGGGGAGCAAACCCAUAGCGGGCUCUGACCAACCGUUGGAUUGAGGUGUGCUUAUACCCACAUCGUAGUGAAUGAUAAGAAGAACGCAAUGAAGGGCAAAAAAAGAAUAGAAAAAAAAAAGUCCGGCGAAGCUGAUUAGAGAGCCCAGGAGACGGACAACGGGAGCAAUUUAGUGGCUCAUUUCCUUUGCCUCUUCUUUUAUUUGUCUUAUCCUUCAUUCUCUUAUGGCUUUUUCCUACUGGUCAAACUCUGAUGGCCGUUGUUAUGGGCUCAAGACAGCAGGCAGCACCAAGUUGAAUUUCCUUUUGAUCCGCAAUGGCCUGUCACCGGCCCUAUAUCUUUACUUGAAAAAUGUCGAUUCUUAGCAUGUCCCUAUAUAAAGGAUCCAUGUUGAAAAUGGGAAAAGCCCACCACCACAAAACAAAAAAAAACAAAAAUAGAACUUGGGUUGCACCGUCCAUUGAGCCGGACGUGACAAGUUCGAGUUGCCGGAAAUCGUCCAUUAGAGACUGGGGAAAAGAAAAAAGGUCCUUGCAUAUAUAAUUUGUUGUUUUUCAAGUGUCUUGUCUGCCGUUUUGUGUGAAUAUACGGUGUGUGUGCAUUUGUGUCUACCUGGCCAGACAACGACAAACGACUUCUUUCUAAUUUCCUCCCUGUUCCUCCCACUUUUGUUGUUGUUGUUGGGUGGUAUGCGCCUUCAUGCCACUCAUUGACGAUGAGUGGUUGCACAGAAUGUUCGACUCUUCUUGUUCCCUCCACCCAAAGCAGCGCAGUGAAAAUGGGAAGCGGAUGAAUGGAACGAAUCAAUGGAAUUAUUUGCUAUGCACAAGUGGAGGCAGCCCAUCUUCCAACAACAAUUUGUUUCCUAUUGCCACAGCUCUCAUCAUCCGCCCAUUCUUGUCGCUUUUCUUAAUUCCUCCCCCCAUUUUUCUUUCCUCUGUGCAACGACAGCGGUUCAAAAAAACUGAACGCAGCUGUUGGGCUGGCUUUAACGAGGUAAAGAGCCUAUAGCUCCAAUGUUAAAUGCUUGUUUUUUUUUAUAGGGGAGAAAUAUGAUUGAGAAAAUUCUCAUCUCUAUCUCUUCUUGUUGGCCGUUUUUUUUAACGAGCCAACGAUGUGCAGAGGGGGGAUGAAUCUGCCCGUUUUCAUUGCGGGGGGCUUAUAUGUACACACACACGGUGUGUUAGAAGAACGAUACUGUAUAUGUGUUAUACUUAUUACUAUGCAGCACCCGGACGCGCAACUAUACACAACAGGGGUACUGACAUACCACACAAACCGAAUGGAAGAGCUGGAUGAAACAGUCCCCCCCUCCCUUAUUUUUGUGUGUGUACGUGAAUGUUGGGGUGCUGCUAUUUGAAGAGGGGGAAGGUAAAAAGGAAGGGGGGGUCCGGAAACGUUUUUUUUUCUGGGGUCUUGCCACGCCAUCCACACGCCGCAUAGAAUAUAUUUUUUAUACAUCUAACACUGUGUGUGUGUGUGUGUGUGUGUGUGGUACAUAUAGACACUCUGACAGGAUAUUCGCUGCCAUGAACAGAACAGAUCCAAUUUAAGAGACAAUCACCCGAGUUAUGUUGUUGGGUUCCCUCUCUCCUUUUUCUCAUCACGUUCGUUGUUGAGACUCUUGUUGGCGUAAUACUUUACUGUUUGGGGUUUUUUUUACUCUUUUCUGUGCGGUUGCUCGCGCUGUGCACCUCGAAAUGCCGUUCAAUAGCAACAACAACAUUGAACUCUACACACAAUUAGAGAGUGUUAUACUAUAUAAAUGAUGAUCGAAUCACCUCUUUUUUUCUUUUUCUUUCCCAAUUGUCCCCUUUUUUUUUCUCUUAGUCACUCACUUUGCUCGAGGUAUUUCAUUCUCACGCCGUUCAUUUUCUAUGAUUUUUUUCUCUUGUUGUGUUUUGUUUUGUUAUUUUUACCCACGCAGGAAAUCGACUAUAGUCGAGCUCAUUACCGGAGCACCGAGCAACCACCACACAUGACAGCUAACAAAAAAGACACUCUUUUUUUUCUUUUUCUUCUUCUUCUUCUUCUCUUUAAAAUGUGAGGUCGUAAACAUCCCGAGUCCGCACGCUCUGCCACCACACAGCCGUGUCUGCCCCCCUGCCUUCCUAAAAAGCCAUAACUGUCCAGCUAUUAUUAUUUUUUUUUUGCCCGGGUAUCCCAAUGCUUGCACACACAAAUUACGAAACACAUACAAAGACGACGUGAGUUAAGUAGACAAACUGAAAGCGCAGGCCAACAAAUCCCUUAACGAAUAUUUCCGAUUGCGCCUCUUCUUUUUCUUUUUUCUGACGUUCUGUGUAGGAUGUUUUUUUUUUGGUGUGUGGAAGCGUAUGGGGGGGGGUCUUUUCUAUACAAACAACAUAGACGAUAUAUCUACUCAAUGGAUAAAGGAUGGCACAACGAAUGGAAAAAACAACAAACAAACGGGAAAUAAAUUUAAAGGGAGAAACGGCUGAUAACGCAAUCGGAUUUCGAAUAGAAACAAAUGGUUACAAAGAAAACCUGUUUGAUUUAUAUAUAUUUAUUUGAAAGGUAUACAUGUUGCAUGUGCAAGCGUCGAGAAAUUUCGAUGACGGCGUCUAACUGUCGCGUCUGUCUAAUUACGGAUGCAAACACAGGUCCCCUAGUCGCACUUGUGUGUGGCCUUUUUCAGUCGAAGAAACUUCAAUACGCAUCUCAUAUUGUUAUGCAUUGCGUAUCUGUUAUUCAAUAUACGGUACCCCACUAAGCAUAAUAGUUUCUAUGUUGUUCGUAUUCAGUAUACGUGUGUACUGCAUUGGGCUGUUUAAAUUUAUUAUUAUCCCAGCAGACGUGUAUGUAUAUGUACGUAGUUAUUCUUUUUCGUACAGUAUACAGCGCUCGGGCUUGGCAAUACUUGCGCUGCGCACUGACUCACAUUAUUUUGAAUUGCGGAUGGGGCAUCUUUUCAUUCGGACAAUGUCUAACGAAUAAACUGAUGAAAACAUUGAGCUUUUCUCGGGAGGAACUUCGUCAGGAAGAUGAGCAUCCGUUCGUGAGUAUAUGGACGCAAACUUGGCAGACAUGUUGAUAAAUCUGUUUCCUUUUUAUUUUCCUGUUUCUUUUCUCUCGUUUUAUUUAUUUAUUAUUAUUUUUUUUUUUUUUGGGGGGGGGUUUGCAAGUUAAAAGAGUUUAAAAGCUAAACACAAAGUAGUCCUCCCCAAAAGAAAAGAAAAAAAAAUGGGGGGAACAUCAACCAAUCUUCUUCGCUUGUCUGGUUUGUGUUUGAACUCAUCGUCCCUUGAAGUCCAAGUCAGCGUGAUCUAUUAUACAGGCCCUUUUUUGCAUACAUAGCGAUAACGGUGGAAGGGGGAAAAAAAAAAAAUCUUCCGCCUUCUAUUUCACAGAAGGCGAGGCACACCGUGUGUGCUUACUGCUGCCAUUUUUUUUUAAAACAUGGUUCAAAAUGAAUUGAAACAAGAUAAUAAGCAAAAACCUUCUACGAAUACCGAUAGGCUCGAAAGACCUUUUUUUUUAUAUGUCGGCGUGAUUUGAUCAAUAAUCAAAGCUUCUUGUAAACUUAACAUAGUUGUUCCCCUUCUCGGAAAGGAUAGGACAAAUAGUCAUAAAAAACUACACGUACAAGGAAUUAAGUAUUCAAAUAGAGAAAGAGCGGAAACGAAAUCAACGCAGAUGGAAGAAUACACCAUCGAUUGUUGUGAUGGAUGCAUGUAUUGAAAAGAAAACGAGCUCCAUACAGACAAGAGAAUACCGGAACAAAACAAAAAUAAUUCAGUCACGAAUUUCUUCGCUUCCCUAUUUUUCCUUCUCUUCAUCAACGGCAACGUUUGAAACGUCGUUCGACCGCUUCGAUCCGCCUCAACCUUACAGUUGCGGUGUGUUACGUGUGUGUACAUUGUGUGCCAUCACUCUGCGUGUCUGCGGUAUCGACGCCCACAUUUAUUUAUAAUCUUAUCAAGAAAAAAAAAAGCGAGGUGGAAACAAGUGGGUGGUGGUGGGCAUCUAUAUAGAAAAAAGAAAAAAGCCGAUGGGAAAAACUAAAUAAAACAAACUUGCCGUGUCCAGCAACACAACGAGCUCACAAAAAGGGGGAGAAACAAAAUACAACAAAACGAAAAAUGAGAGUAAAUACAUCGAUCAGGGAAGAUAGUAUGGGGGGUGUCUUCAUCACGCAAUACACUUCUCUUUAACAGUUUUUGUUGCUGCGGUGCGGUACUGACGCGGACGUAAUGUGCGUACGUGUUCAAGGACUUGAACCACUAGGAGCAAUUGAUGGCACAAACUUGGACAAACAAUUGAGGAAAAUUUAAGCGCUAUAGCUGUCAUGAGGUUUCUACUUGUGUUAAAGGGGAAUCGUGUUUUUAUCGGCAUAACUCGAUGGAAGCGAUGGAAAAAUAACAAAACUUGGGCGGGGUUUGUUUUUUGUUUUUUUUAAACAAAAUUUCUACAAGAAAAAGCUGACAAACAAAACAAAUAAAUGUUUAAGGUGUCCAGAACAUUUUUUACGAGUGUAGUAAAGAAAGGGCAUCGGCUUUUCUUGAACGAUGACGUGAAUGAAGGUGACAAGAAAACGUGACUCAUCGUUUGCACAAAUCGCUCACGGUCCGCGCACGUACAAAUGCGUACGGGUCGCUGAUCUGCCGUUAUAGCUAUUCGCGAUGUUAUUUGAUGGGAUAGAGUGACAUUACAAACGGAGCGCAAGAGGAGGAAUACCGUCAAAUGCUGUACACUGAGAACGGGAUUAUUUUUAGCGACCCAUGUCAUUGGAUGACGUUUAUAAUCACUUUUUUUUUUUAAGGGUAUCAGUUCAAAGAGAGUUCUCCACACCGAACGGACAUGUAAUACAGGCACGUACUAUGAUGAUAUUCUUCGAUGCGGAUCGUAUAGAAAGAAAUUCGAAUGAUGAACGCAUCAAUAUGAACUCAAGGAAAGGGAGAGAAAGAGGAAUAUCAUCAUAUCACUUUGCAUACAUGUAGAGAAAGCAGUGAUGACAGCAUGCGAAGAAGAGAUGAUGUUUUUCAAAACAUAUGAUUGUUGCAUGAUGGAGGAUGCGGGAGGAACGGUCGUCACGAAAACGGAGGAGGUCUCAUUCACCAGUUAUUAUUAUAUAUUUUUAUUAAAAUCUUCUUUUCUUCUACUGCAGUUUAGCCCCGAUGUGUCAGCAUAUCUCUGUUAUGUGUAUAUAAUGACAGGUCAAUUAUGAUGUUUUGCGACGUGCAGUGCGAAACCUGCAGUUAUCAAAGAUCCUUUGUGUUAUAUCUUCACAUUUAUUUAUCACUAUUUUCUCUUUCUGUUUUCUAUGCCCCACUCACGGUGGAGAUGGUUCUCAAGAGAACGAUAUAUACAAGAGGAUAAUGAUAAAAGAAUAUCAAAAGGGAUAGGGGGGAAGCCCGUGUGAGUAUAAGUACGUUGAAAAGCCCUGGUGCAACAAGAAUCUAAUCCGAUGCAAAGAACAAGAAGAUGAAAAGAGGGGAGGAAAAAAAAAAUAAAAUAAGGGGGUAACGCCCUAUCGAGCGUCCCAAUCUCAAUUGCUCGAAUCUUCUCGCCUCGAACAUCCAAUCCAACAGGCAUUUUCUACUUUUAUCUCCGCACUCUUAGCUGCUGGCGGAUAGCGAGGCGGACGCGGAAAGAAGAAAACAGAAAUAAAUAAAAGUCCGCUUCUUUCGCACGUAAUUUUCUUUCCUUUGGCUGAUUUUCGUUGGAGGGGUGGGGCCCUUAUCUCAACGGGGUAACCCCAUCACACAACUUAAGGCACUACAGAAACGAUGGAGCAUUCUGUGUGUGUGUGUUUUAUCACGAGCUGCUGGCAAUGUUUCUUUUCACUGCGGGGGCUACAACGCAUAAAAAUCUAAUAGGUGAAUAAUAAUAAUAAUAAAAACUCUGGGCUACAAUGAGCAACAGUAGCUGUCCUCGUGUUUAAGAUGACUAUAGCGUCGGGGUAGAAAUGGAGGAAUCGGAAAAAAGAAUAAAAAAACAAAACACCUGGCCGUUUGAGAAGCAUCUGCCAAUUCUUAUGGCACGCACGAAACCAACAACUGUUUGGGUCGAUAAUAACGUUCAUCAUAUGACGUAACAUUAUUGAACACAAGCUCGAUUAUACUCGACUCACACACACAAAAAAAAAGGAAUUGUAAUCAUAAUAAUAACGUAAAAUGAAAACUGCCGUAUUCAACGAGAACUCUGGUGAAUUUCUUUUCAUCUUUUCUUUCCUCCCCCAUUUUUGUUUUUCUUCAAUAUCUUUAUACAGUUGAUAUGUAUGUAAUAUAGGCCAAGAUUCCCCUACGUAUUUCUUUCUUCUUAUCCUCCACAGCAUAAAUAUAUUAUACAUUUUUUUGUGUGUGUGUGUGUGAGAUUUUUUAUUUUUGGCUACCCUCCGUCUCUUUAUAGUCUGGGACUUGUCAGCUAUAUCUCGCAUCGGCAAGAAUUGGUGGCCACAUAAAGAGAUCGAAGAUGGGCAGGGCCAGCGUGAUUUCACUCCCGUCUCCUUGGCAGAGUAUAUCCUCCUCAUAUUGUGCUAUAGUACGUAAGAAACAGUAUAUCUGUAUAUAAAGGAUAUUGCUAUAUGCUCAAUAUUAUAUGCCUAAAAAGAGAUAUAGCUAGCGCUUGGUAAAAGAGAUACAUCUAUACACUGAAGAGGCUAUUCUGUUUAUGUUAGACGUAUAUAUAUACGCAGCAAUCUCUGUAUUUAUAUAUGGGGGAAGGCAUCAAUGUAGUGGAAUACAUGGACACUGUAUGCACUCUGUGCCAUCUAAAGUGUGUAUAGAUGAGAACAAAUGGGCGAUUGAAAUAAAGCGGACGGGGAGAAUCAAAACGAGCGAUACAGGAGAGCCUAUAGUAAUAUCGAGUUUUUACGAGCAGCCCGUCUUUCAUAGUGACAGUCCAAAAAAGAGGCAUACAGUUCAUGAAAGUUUCUGUUAUUUACCCUCCACCGACGCAGUUUGGAUGCUUAUUCCGUACAUCCAUUCAACCGUUUUUCCUUCCAUAUCUCUUUCAUCUCAUCCGAAUGGGGGGCCAACUAAUAUCUUGUGCUUUACCUAUACGACCUAGAAACUCGUACAUACUACAAACAUCUCCAUCUCACCAGGUCUAAAUAAAGGAAAAGUUGAAUUACAAGUUUGAAAAUUCAACUCGGGGCAAGUGCGGGCAAAGAAAAACACACCAGAGAGAAUAAACUCAAAUGGGUUUAGGUAUAGUGUUAUAGUAUUUCAAUGGGUUUUGUUUCUGCUUCAUUCGGGCACGUGUUACAACUAGAGGGAUUGCGUUCCAGUAUAGCCCUGAUGGAGACCGUAUCCACACGCCGUAUAGUGCAGCGUACGUACGUCUUUUCUGACAGAAUCGGGAGGGGUUGUCCGACAUUGCGCUGUGUAGAUUUGAAAUACAAUGGAGGAAACAGUCGACUCAAUAAUGAUCUCUUGCCAUCUAUACACUAUGAAAAAUAGUAACGGGAGGGGGGAGAAAGAAUCUCAGUCAUACUGUCGUUUUUGUAGGGAUGCGCUUCACAAGACUCACAUGUGAACCGAUGGUUCCUCUCUCCACCGGCAUCAACCGCGCCCUUCAAUUUUCCCCUACUCUCCGUGUAUCGUUGGUGGAUAAGCAGCAGAGGGACAGUCAGGGAUCAAAAGGGACGUCCAUAACGAGGGAAUACACAAACAGAAGAGAACUUUAACCACGACUACCGCCGUCAUUGCAGUUACCCUGACGGUCGUUAUACUUUACGCCCCUUUGCUCCUCUUCUUUUAUUUCUCCCCUCAUCCGACAAUGUCCACCACGAAACGACAGGGGCGACUUAUUGUCCAUCGUUCGAUUCCCCAAUCCUCGGCUAUUAUACCUAUAGAGAUACGAUGCAGUUUCUUUUUUUUUUCGUCUCUUUUUUUUUUUUAUUGGCUAGUUACGAUGAGACUAUAGAAAGAUUCCGGAUCUAACUAGAGAUACGAUGGAAAUACACAGAACUGCCGCUUUUCGAGGGGGGGAUUUUUUGUUGUUGUUCAUUGAUUGAGCCACCCUCGGAUUUUUUUUCGUUCAUCUCUUCAGCUUCGUCAUCAACUAUAUUGCCAGCACCAUGUGCACAGCAGCUGACCCUCUUUUGCUACCCUCUAUAAACGCCCUAUAACGUUUGGGUACCCACCAAACGAGUGUGAGGAAAGCUAUCCAGAGCCGGAAGGACUCGGCCAACAUCAAUCGAAUUUUUUUUUGUGGGUUAAAAAGCAGCUCAACAUGACCUCGUUUCGUUUCGCCUCUCACCCUACUGACUGGACUACGUACUGUAUUUGUAGUGUUAUGUACCUCUGGAUGUGAAAGUGUGAUGAGAUAUUAUUUACAAAGGAUGGAUUGUUUAGUUUUCAAGCCAAAGCAGGGACAAUCUGAUUGAUUGGUCAGCUGAUCAAUGGGUCUAUACAACUCGAACCGAAUGGGACGAUAUGAAAUUUGGGGGGGUUUCCUCCGGCCAGCUGGGCAUCUCAAUACCUUCCGCUUUUUGAUCGUUUGACGGAAGUGCGUGUAGAUGCCAAGUGUGUUGACGACACGGACUCUGUUAUCCCCUCCCCAGGUUUGCCCCUCUUUUCAGUUUCCAACGUUUUAGCAGAGACAUUGGUCGAAGACCUCAUUUCCGCUCGAUUAUUACGCCGGAUGAAAUCGAUUUGAUGUGAUGCCCCAACAAUCCCCUUGGAUCGAUCCUUUCGUCAAGGAUUGAACAUCAAAUGUGUAUAGCGAAACGUAGUAAUUCAACACUUUGGAAUGCUACGAAUGGAGAUUGAAAACGGCAGAAACAUUUCAAUGUUUACGUCGGAAAACUAUUAAACGAAAACCGAUAAAUGGACGUAAGUCCUUCCUUCUUUUUCAGCCUCUCCUGUUGCUAAUUGGCAGUUGAAAGACUUUUGUUUUUCGUUGACAUUGAAAGAUCCCCCCCACCGCAUGCAAAAGGACGAAAAUUCCAGACGUUUGAAGCUCCAGAGUAUUUGUGGUGACACGAACUCACCGACAGAGAUUAGUCUAACCCUCUGGACAAUACUGGGCAGCACGCAAGCAUUCAAAAGCUUGAUGACAGUCCCAAACCAACGGAUUCGACCCUUCAUGUACACGACGAUUAAAAAUAAUAACUAGGAAAAACACAAGGACAACACGUGGGGCUUAUCGAACGAGGGGCACGUCGAUGCUAACACGACAUCUAUCGAAAAAGAUAAUUGGAUUGUUAUCGAACAAAAUCAAUCGGCAGUAGUUUCUAUGGCGCUACCUCGAAAGGUAUUGAACAGUAUAACAUUUUGCGUUAUCCUUCUUUCGACCACAACACGAACAAUUUAAAAAACCGUGUUUUUUUUUUCAAACUCAUAAGCCAAAAGUCGACCAACCUCCUCAAUCAUUAUGUUCUUCUAAUCUUGUCUAAUUUUCGAAUUACACUGGCAGCGGGAAAUCCCGCACGUGCAAUCCCAAUGCCUUCCCUUCGUGGACGCCAGGUGGGUGUUGUUAUACGUCGCACGAUUGUAUUGAAGGCGUAGCACGGACUGUAGCACCGUAACCCCCUGCUUUAUGAAUAUUUAUUGUAUUACUCACACAGUCACAUACUGUACAUACGUUCUGUUGAUUCUUCAAGCCAAUCAGCGAUAUACUUAAAGGCCCCGGCUCAACGCCCUUCCAAUAUGCCACACACGCAAUUCAAGAUGGAAAAUUGGAUUAGAAAGGCUGGCAGUUGUGGAAUAGAGACAUUUCAAACGAAUGGGUGGUACUGAUUCACGUUACAAAGGUGACACAAGGUUCAAUACGACAAAAAGGCUGGCAGAAACAAACGAAAAAAUGGUUUCGGGUGAAAGUGGACCGAAUGCUAGCGCACAUUAAUACGAUAAUAUCUAUAACAAUUGAAUAAACAAAUAUGACAUUUAUAGUAUAAGAGUUUGUACGUACAAAUGCCCAAUGACCUAACGAACAUGGAAGCCAUAUUGGCUAAUCAGAAUAACAAAUAUCAUAGGGUCAUGUUCACCUAUUAAUUAAAACUCAGCGUGAUGUUUCGAUCACAUCUAUCAUGCCCGUUAUGUUCUAGCUGUAUACAGACGCACUAUCCCCAUCGUUCUUGCACGUCUCUUAAUUGAAUUUGGGUGCGGUUUUCAUUUUUGUUGCUUCGAUCAAAUUGCGUUUCGUUAUUACAUUAUCUUUUGACAUGAGGUGAUGGCUCCUGCCCGUUGUGACAAUGCGGGAUACCAAAAAGAGGAAACACUCGUCUCUAGGAGAGAACAGUCAGCCAGGAGGGGCUUCUGAAAAUAUCUAAAAACAAACCCCCCCCCUCUAUGUUUUCAUCUUGUCGUCUCCCUUUGUAGGGUUACAUCUCGCUUCUAAAUAUUUUAUUUGUUAGUUCUUGUAUAUGCAUGUGUCGACACGGGGGGAGAAAAAAAAAAAGAGUAGGUCGUCGUCGUAAAGCUAUAUACCAUCACGAGAAGAAGCCGAGUGACUCGAGAGUUCACCACUGGCCCUUGAGGGUUGUUAACAUAGUUUUCCCCUCGAAUAUUUUUCUCUUUUUCUUGCCUCUCUGUGUGUGUGUGUGUGUGUGUUAUCUUUUUUGUUAGGAGCCAAAUGUUGAAGAAGAGAAAAGACAACACAAGAGGAAACCUUCAGUUUGAAAGAAGAGAAAAGAUGGGCAACGUAACAAUAACAGACACAAACAAAAAGGAUAGAGAGGAAAAAGGACCCCCGAAUUCCCCCUUCAUCCAUUGUUAAGUUGUUUUUUUUUUGUUUUUUUCUUAAAUGCAACAUGGAAAACAAAAUGUGUUCUAGUCUGGUAAUUCCACGUGGAUGAUUCCGGCCGUUCGUGGCCGUGAGCCUGACACACGGAAGAGGUCAUCCUCCCUGCCAGCUCUUGCCCUAUCACGCGGCUCACAUUUUUGUUCCCCCCCCCCCUCUCCCCUUGCAGCUCCUGUUUUUUUUGUUUUUAUGUGGGCAAACAGUGAAAGGAAAGCCCCUAUUGUUACCUAAGGCCGGCUUCUCGAUUUUACACGGUUGGAUGCAACGGCUAUUUUGCAUAGAAAACUUUUAUGUGACUGUAAUAUACGAACCUCCCGAAAGGCCAGUGAGUCCGAAAUUCCUCAACGUCUUGAAAUUUGUCCUAUACCAAUGGGCGUAAACACAAAAAUUUAAUUUAACAGUAUCUGAUACUUGAAAUGAAGUUUAAAUCGAUAGAAUAGAAAGUGUAUCUAUUAAUAUGCCAAUGAUCUGAGGUAUCCUUAUUCCCUCUUUCGUUUUUAGAGUUUGGGCCCCAUAAAGGGAAGUUGACUUACUUUUUUCAGUACUUUAAUUCGUCCUAGACAUAAAAUCAACAUAGUUCAUGCCUCAUUGACACUUGAUGCAUAAUAAAUGCCUACGUAUACGAGUACAAUAUGCAAACGGUCAUAUACCUCAUUUGUUUUUUGUUUUGGUCGUUUCUACUUCCUCUUUUGUCAUGGAUACGGUUUGUUUUCCUUUCUUUGUGUUUUUUUUCUGGUCUAUAUCGUUAUACGUACUGUACGUAUUCAAGUUUAUUUACGCUACUUAUGUGACAGGCUUCUUUUAGUCGGGAUGUUUUCCUUCCCGUCUGAGCUCAUUCCUCGCCCUGGAAGAAAAGAAGACCAAGCGGACAACAAGAGAAAGACUCAAGGAUCACGGAAAAGCUUUUGAUCCAUUCAGAUUGAUGCGCAUUUUCAUAUGGACAUUUCUUCUUUUCUUCUCUCUCUACUUCUCUGCUCUGUUUCUCCUGUAUUUAUUUCUCUCCUUGUAUCACGUCCUUCUUCAAUCAUCCUGUCUUUACGUUUACUUUCUAAUGCCCUGCUUCAAUUAGGAGGUUUCCUUUUAGUGUUAGAUUGACGCUCGAUAACUAAUACGCUUUCUUUCAGUUUUUUGCUCUUCUCUUGCUAAUUCGUUUCGUUUAGAGUUUCUGGCGAGCCAUUAAGCAGCUCUAAAAAUACUGUAAGACCCACCGAACGAAAAAUGUCAGAAAAAUAGCAGAAAGCAAUGAUGGGGAAAGAAGAGGAUUUCCUUGAAAUUCGGCCAACUGGACGCGACAGCCCCAUCUCGGUGAUUUUUUACGAGGCCCACCGCUGUGGGGAGGAUGAAAAAAAAAAUAGGCAAAUUAUGCAGACACAGCAGAAGGGAAAAGUUUGAAAAAGCUGUCUAAACCUAUCGCUGCUUUUGUAUACUCAUUUGAAAAUUAUUUGGGCUUGCCUCGUGACAUGAGCCACCAGCAGCAGACAUCCUCUGUCUUUUUCCCUUUUUUUUUUCGAGAGGGGGGUCAUAUUCGGUUAAAAGGAAGCGAUCAACAUACGCACGCACAUCAUGAGAACGAGUCACUGUACAUUUCCAACAGAUUUUUAUUUUUCCUCUCCAAAAACAAAACAAAACAAAAAAAAAAAGUGAAAGAGAAAAAUGAAAAAAAAAAGAAUCAGUAAAGAAAAACGAGCAAAAUGAGGGCAAAGAAGAAGGAAGAAAAACGAGAAGAAUAGGAAAGAAGAAAUUAAUGACAUGUCAAAGUCAGGCCGGUGCGGUCGUUCCUCGGAAUUAUCUCGAGCUGAUUUGGCUCGUGUUGUGGGAUGGGGGGGACACAAUAUAAAUGAGCUAUCAAAGUACAUCGAACGGUCCCUCUUUUGUCGACUCGAACUUGGAUAAAUGAGCACCGACGUCGACGUCCGUUUUUUAUCGAUCCUCCGCUCCUCACGUGCGCCGCAUUUACCAACCCUCGCCUUCCACGUCUUGUCCUUGUUUCUUUUUCAUCGUCUGGCUCUUUCUUUUUUCCCCCCUUUUAACACACAAUGCAGUAACGCAACCUAUGUUAGAGGGCCAGCUGCAUGUAUGUGUGCGUGUCGUACAAAAUGUAUGAUGUGAAUGCGGGCUGCUACAUCUAUAAGAGAACAUCUUUACAGGACCAAGAUUCGGUGACGACUGACGUGAUGGUCACCGACCUUUUCUCUAUAUCUUUUUUUCUCCGCAGCCAAUUGUGGUGGCUUCUUCCUUUAAUGCCAUCAGUGAAGAUGGUCUGGAAUAAGACAGAGCGACUGGUGUGCGGUACAAAAGACAGCCGCUAUCCACGGAUGAGAUAUGAGAUCUCAUCGGCAGUUGGAAGAGGAGAAGAAAAGAAGAGUUUCGUAACUUGUAGACAAGGAUUGGACCAAACAACGUAGGACAUUAUCAUCGCACUCAUGAAAAAAUUGUGUAUUCGUUUGCGUAUCAAUACUGAAUGAGACGAGAUUCACUGAGAAGGUCAUCGAAGAAUUGCGAAGAAAAAAAGAGGAGCCGAACGAUCCGGGCUCGUUUCUCAAGUCAACUGUACAUUUUCAGUUAUAAAUGAUGUCGAUGUCAAGAAGAAGAAAAAAGGUUUUUUUGGCCCACAAGAAAUACCAGCAGGCACCAGAGGAAUACAUACAAGCUUCUAUAAUAUUCAGACAACUGAUUGCUUGAAGCACUCCUGCUGGCCCCCCAUGUAAGAUUUGUUUUUUUUUCUUGGCUUUUCUCCGGCUGCUGCUACUCGGAUUGCUGCCGCCAGACUGAUGACGGUCCUUUUUACCAGCAGCUUAUGCCUUUCGGUUUCUUCUUUCAUCGUAUUUCCGUUUGAACAGAUGAUGGUGGAAAUAAAAUUUAAAAACAAAAAUGAGUACGAAGAGACCCGGAAAAACAAAAAACAAAAGAUGAAAUAUAAGAAAGAGUCACGGACAAUGUCCUAUGUAUACGGUAAAUCUUGAGUUUUUAGGGAGGGUUCAGCUGAUGUUGACUAUGGGCUGUGUUUGACGCAGUGUGUUACAUUUGAUAUCCGUUUUGGUCGUUUCGACGCAAGUCUCAUAAUAUAUGACGUCUCUACGAGUUAUGAUUACACUCCAUAUGUAUAGUGCCUGCGUGUAUCAUUUGGGAAAAGAGCCAGGCCCCGUUGUGUCAGAAUCAAGUCUCUCUUCCUUAUUUUCAUGUACUUUUUGAUAUUUUAUGCCAUCAUCUCCAUCAUCCAGUUCCUCGGAUACAGCCAAACUCUAUACACUGUAGCGGAUACGACUUGCAGCAGCGUCAAGAGCAUUCUAUAUGCUUUCUUGUUGUUUAUUAUAUUUUAGAACUGUCGCGAGCGUAACACAUUGUACUCGGCGUCAUCGUUGGCUGUCGCUGCGACGUCUCUUUGGGUAUCAUAAUAAUAACACAGCACAAAUCGAAAUCAAAUAUGAAAAGAACAGUAAGGCGACAUGGCGGCCAUGCAAUAAGACAAGUGUGUCUGUCUGUGUGCGCACGAGAUGCCACAGAGUGGCAAGAAAAAAAAAAAAUACAAAUGCGAAGAAAUUGAGACAAAGAGUCAACAAGACGAGAGACAGGGGAUUUGUUCUUUGGGGGCGGUGGAUAUAUGUAGAGUGUACAAAAUAAAAAGACGUUGCCUGCACUUUGCGAAAUGUGCUUUGCAUCCCAGAUGAAGGUUUCCCGUCUUUCGCUCGUUUGACUUUGCUUCUUGUUUCUUUUUCUUCUUUCAGCUUCCUCGGCCUAUAAAAUCCCCAUCGUUGGGGCCCAGAAUAAAAAAAAAAAAAAGGCAAGAAUGAAUGUGUCUACGAUAAACUGUGCGCAGUCAAAAGGGAUAAGGAAACGGAUAGAUAUAUGGGUUCCUUUUUCCCAUCUAUGUACAUUGUGUGUGUGUGUGUGUGUGUGUGUGUGUGUGUUCCGGCUGGAUAUUGCUCAUACUAAUGUCGAGCUUAACAUACAUUGAGAGCUUAUUGCGUUGGUGAGACUCUAGGAGAGCAAAAGAACGGGUCCGCGAUAAGAGAAGGGCCGUGCCAGCGUCGACGAAAUCGCUGCUCGUUUAAUGUUUCUCUUACUGCUCUCACUUUUUCUCUUUUUUCUUUUUAUAUUUCCGUUUCUUCCUGCCCGAGACGACAACACAACGACAGCGCGUAAAAGAAGAAGAAGAAGGAUUCCUCCUUUUGGAGCUAUUACGAGAAAAUCCUUCAAGCCCAUCAGUGCCGUGACUCUGCGAAACGAGAUGGAUUUUCAGCCAACAGCAAGUCCCACCCUCUCCGGAAUUCCACGGGCUGGAUGUCGAUCUGCCAAGCAACGACCUCUGCAUGUUAUAUAUGUAUUAUGACAACAACACGGCUAUUUGGCCUUUUGAUGUUUCUUUCCUAUCUGCGUGUGGACGCCUUUUGUUCCGCCGCCGUUUUUUUUUUUGACACUAUGAAAUGACAUCAAAGAUGUUUUCAUGUGAUAUUCAAUAAAAAUGUUUACAUGUAUGUGUGCCCCACAUUCUCGUCUAUUCCGUGUCAAACUUUCAUCUCCGCCUUCCCCCCCCCUCUAUUAUAUUCUCGCAUAUUACACAUGUUAUACAAUCAAAAA